Messenger RNA from Impatiens glandulifera, 1794 nucleotides. Its product is annotated as probable polyamine oxidase 5. Bases 161 to 1720 code for a protein of 519 amino acids. The record is from RefSeq and is a predicted model, not a curated record. The transcript has a single exon. Lineage: Eukaryota; Viridiplantae; Streptophyta; Magnoliopsida; Ericales; Balsaminaceae. Gene Ontology annotation, molecular function: polyamine oxidase activity.
AUGAUCUUUCCCCACCAGCACGAGCAAAGAGCCAAACUACACUCUCUCCUUAUAUAUUUCCUGCACUUGAGUAACUCCAAUUCUCACCUCUCACACUUGCUUUAUUUUUGUCCAUUCUCUCUCUAAUUCUUGUUUGUGUAAGCAAAACAAAAGGUCGAUAAUGGUGAGCAAGAAGCCUCGAAUUGUGAUAAUUGGGGCAGGAAUGGCCGGUCUAACAGCAGCCAACAAACUCUACACAUCCCCUGGCUCAAAUGACCUUCUUGAGGUCAUUGUAGUCGAAGGAGGCAACAGAAUCGGAGGAAGAAUCAACACUUCCGAGUUCUCCGGCGACCGGAUCGAGAUGGGCGCUACAUGGAUCCAUGGCAUUAAAGGCAGCCCAAUUCACAAGAUUGCCCAAGAAAUCGAUUCCCUCCAUUCCCAUAACCCAUGGGAAUGCAUGGACGGCACAACCAACGAACCCUUGACCGUCGCCGAACAUGGGUAUGUCCUCAAUCAAUCCCUUGUAAUGCCCAUUACUUCUCUCUUCAAUUCCCUCAUGGAUUUCGCCCAAGGAAAAGCUUUUCAACAAAAUCAAGAUUCUACCCACCACCACCACCACCAACCUUACGCCAAGUCUGCUAGCGUUGGCUCUUUUCUUAGAAACGGACUUCAAUCCUAUUGGGAUAUAAACAAUAAUCACAAUGAUGAUGAUGAUGAUCUUAAAGGGUGUUAUGGGAAUUGGACUAGAAGGUCACUUGAAGAAGCGGUGUUCGCAAUGCAUGAGUGCAUCCAGAGGACGUAUACUUCUGCUGAUGAUUUAGACAGGCUAGAUUUUAAUGCGGAGAGCGAAUACAUAAUGUUUCAAGGGGAAGAGAUAACCAUCGCUAAGGGAUAUUCAAGCAUAAUUGAAUCUUUAGCCUCUGUUUUGCCAACUGAUUCAAUCCAAUUGGGGAAGAGAGUGACCAAGAUUGAAUGGAGGAAUGAUGAGUAUGCAAAAAAGGAUAAGCCAAUAAGGCUGCAAUUCUUGGACGGAUCCGUCAUGAUGGCUGAUCAUGUAAUUGUGACAGUCUCAUUGGGUGUCUUAAAGGCAAAUUCUUCAACUCUGUUUGAUCCUCCACUUCCAAAUUUCAAGGCUCAGGCAAUUUCAAGGCUCGGAUUUGGCGUCGUUAACAAGUUAUUCUUACAAAUCCAACAACUACCCAAUUCGAACAAGUUCCCGUUCUUGCAAAUGGCUUUCCACCCACAAAAGGAUUCCAAAUUUGGAAACCAGAAAAUCCCUUGGUGGAUAAGAAAGACAGCUUCCCUAUGUCCAAUCUACGGGAAAUCAAACGUUGUGCUAUCUUGGUUUGCAGGGAAAGAGGCACUUGAGCUUGAAACUCUAGAAGACGAGGAAAUCAUAAAUGGAUUCGAGACCAUGAUUUCUAGUUUCACUUGCGAAAAAAUGGAUAUAAAGUUCAGUAAAGUGUUGAAAAGCAAAUGGGGAAGAGAUCCACUCUUCUUGGGUUCUUAUAGCUACGUUGAAGUGGGUUCGAGUGGAGACGAUUUGGACACAAUGGCGACUCCAUUGCCACCUGAAAAUGAAAAUUCUUCUUCUUCUUCUUCUUCUCCUCCUGCACUUCAAAUUCUAUUUGCAGGGGAAGCAACACACAGAACCCAUUACUCAACCACUCACGGAGCUUACUUUAGUGGACUUAGAGAAGCUAAUAGGCUUCUUCAACAUUAUCACUUAUAUGUUGUUUGAAUUAUUUAUUAUUAUUAUUAUUAUUAUUGUCAUUUUUCUAUAUAUUUUUCCUUAAAAACAGCUUUCCCUCCUAA